AUGCGUGACCGGCUCAAGUCCUUGAAGCUGAAGGAAGACGAUCAGGUGACCACGGCUCGGAUGGGCGAGGGGAGACCUGACGAUCUUGUCACCGUCUCAGCGGAAAAUGCUAAGAACCUGGCGCUGUCUGCCAUGUGGUACAUUGACCAAGAAGCCGACAGAGUGAAGGAGGAAACGAAAAAUCCAGAUAUCCACGUGCUCCGAAAAAGAUACAACGGAGCUUUGGACAAACUGAUCGUUCCACCCGAGCCUGCAGAGCCUGCGGGCAGCGAGGAGUCAGGAGAGAGCGGAGGCCUCGAAAUUCCCGCAGCCUUAGACAUGGAUGCCAUGUUUGAACGGGCGGCACCUCGGAGACGCCGUGAGAAACGUCCCAAGGGCGAGGAUGCGGAGGAGGAAGAUGAAGGCAUCGCCGACUACCUGAUUUCCAUGCAGAAACUCAGCAGCCGACGUUUGUUGGAGAAUCA
Molecule: messenger RNA, 464 nt
Organism: Cladocopium goreaui
Lineage: Eukaryota; Dinophyceae; Suessiales; Symbiodiniaceae
Source: the annotation of a GenBank genome assembly